Molecule: messenger RNA, 3484 nt
Organism: Pecten maximus
Lineage: Eukaryota; Metazoa; Mollusca; Bivalvia; Pectinida; Pectinidae
Exons: 10
Coding region: 1-2889 (962 amino acids)
Source: RefSeq, a predicted model, not a curated record
AUGGACAUCCAGGAUGAUAAAGAUCAGCAGCAGAAGCAGCAGCCCCAGCAGCAGCAGCACCUACAACAACAGCAACAACAGCAGCAGCAACAACAGCAACAGCAGCAGCAGCAACAACAACAACAACAACAGUUCAGGGCGGGAAUAGCUGAUAAUGUUGAAACCCCUUGUAACAUAACCAUCACGGUAGUUGGCCACAAAGGAGUUGGGAAAUCCUGUUUUGUGAAACAAAUCCAGAAAGAACACAUUCUGGAAGGAGGGCCUACUUCAACCAACACCGCUGACUUUUAUGUUAAUUACUUAGCUUACGAUCCGAACAGCGGUUUCCGAAAGAAACUUGAUGAAAAUGGGGAAGAAGAAAGUGGUCGCCGAAGACUCAAGCGAAUAAUAGAUCGAUACCAAAAACAAAGAAAGCCUGAUGCAGAAUCUCCUAUAAGUUCGACCGAACUACAGGACCAGGAUAUUAAAGAUCAACCAUCAUCUCAACCAUCAUCUCUCACCAAAACAAGACUGAGAAAUGAAGUAUCGACGUCAUCAUCUGGCGCAAAAUCUGUGCAUGAACCAUCUCCACCAGCUUCAUUAUCCACGACAAAACCAGAGGAUCACCGGAAAAGGAAAUCGCAUUUGAAUCCUUCCCGUUCAAAUGAUAUGAAGCGUAUGAAGUUAUCUUCCGAGCAACAAAACGUUAUAGAAGAGAUUAUGCAGACUAAAACUGAAACCGAGGAAAAAGACAAGCAGACGAAGGGCUUCGUCACAAUCUAUGAUUUUGGAGGAGAGAAAGUGUUCUAUAACACCCAUCACUGUUUUAUGUCAAGUAACAUGGUCUUCGUUCUGGUGUUCGACGUAGCGAUGUGUCUUGAUCCUAAUAGGUCUAAGGAUGGCUAUGAAAGGAUCGAAACCUGGUUGAGGUCUAUUGCUACCUAUGCUAUUGAUCAAGCAGUCCGUGGCAAAGGGACGCCUCCCAUAAUCCUGGUGGGAUCUCACUUGGAUAAAGUGUCUCAAGAUAAAGAAAAACAGGAAGAAGCAUUUGGCGAAGUGCUGAACAAACUGUACGAGAACCCUCAAUUGCGUGUAAUAAUGGAAAAUCACGUACAGGAAAUGUAUCCAAUCGCCCACCUGAACGAUUCAGAAAGGAACCAAGACAUAUACGAGGUGGUAUGGAAAAAGGUUAUCGAGAUUGCUCCGCUUCAAUCGCAGUGGAAGGAACCUAUACCUGCAAGGUGGCUGGCUCUGCAACACCAGCUGAUUAAACGGAAAAAUGCAGGGACUGUAAUUCUAACGCAUGAAGAAUUGUUGGAAAUCAACAACAAGUCAGCUAUUCCAUUGGACGAACAUGAACUCAUGAAGUUUCUUAAGAAUUUGAGAUUUGAUGGUUGCUUUAUUUGCUUUAACAUUGAAAGCAUGAGGCCUUUCGUCAUUUUAAGACCUCAAUGGGUAAUAGAUGCCUUUAAAGGGAUCGUUACAGAUCUCAAGUUCACGGCCGACCUAUCGUCGAAACUAAAGCUUCAGUGGAGAGAAUAUGAAAGAACUGGCGUCCUAACGCUCGACUUUAUCCGGCAACUUUGGGAACAAAACGACGACAAAAGCUUCCUUGCAAACAUGAAAACGCUCUUCAACAUCAUGGAAACACUUGGCUUGGUAGCAAAUCCAUUGCAAGAUACUUCAAAUGACGAGGUUGAUUACUUCAUAGUGCCUAUUAUGCUCCGAACGGCGGAUCCCGAUAUAGUUCGACCGUUACUUGAUGACCCUGAAACCGUUGCCACUGUCACUCUUUGUUUCAAGUUCGACAACCCAUUCAUUCCACAAGCCGUAUGGGACAAGAUGGUCGCUGCUUGCCUCCACAGGUUCCAGCGACUAAAUGAGCGCGGUCAUGACGGUUCAAAGUUUAUCCAACGCGGAUUUGUCUGUCUAGCAGUAGACUUUCUGUGGAGCGUGAUUGUCAACUGCCGCGAAAAUGUCAUGAAGAUUACUAUGUUCAAGAAGGAUACGGAUCAAUCAGUUCCAACAGGAGCCGGAGUUAACCUACGCAGCAUUCUAGAAUUUCAUCUUAACAGGAUUCUAGAAUUGAAUCACCAGAGUCAUCUCAAGUACCAGUUCUACCUCCACAACGACUACCGCUUCUCGGCCGAUGACAAGAUGGUGAAGGUAGACGAUCUCCGACAGACCUCACGCCUACAAAGCUACAGUUCUACUAAGAGCCGAUGGCUAGUAAGAGAGGACAUACACAUCUGGUUCAAAAAUCCAGACCAGAAGAGGGCACGGACCCAGAGAAGUCAUGUCGACUCGAUGAAUGAUCUACCGGAUAGAAAGUUGUCAGUCAAAGAGAUGGGUCGACUGUCUAGGUACAUCGGCUUGGCCUAUCAGUCUUUCUUUACCGAGCUGGACUGCCCUGUUGUAUUAUUGGAACAGAAGAUUGCAGAAAACCAGGAAUUCUCCCAUAGAUCUCUCAUAACGAAGAUCUUUAUUCACCUCCUUGAAACGGGCGCGGAUGUUACAUUCACAAGAGUCGCAGAUGCGAUGUCCGAGCAUGGAUUAGAUCCAAAAAAGCUGUAUAGCAUCAUUGACGACAACAGGGAUAUGUUGUUUAAUGACGACACUUUGUCAGAGGGAUUUUUACAGAAAUGCCUAACGGUAUAUGACGCUCCGGUCAUUGCCGACCACGUGAACGCCAAAAAGUACUUCAACCUGUUCCUUGAGCUCGGCUUAACGCCAAAAAGAGUUGACGAGUUAGACGUCAACUUCAGAAACGAUACAAUUCUUAACAGGAUCAAUGCGAUGGUUGAGGAGUUCAUUGAGAAUCCUAGUCGACGUCCUACUCUAAACACAGUUCUGCUUGCGAUGGCGGAAUGCGACAUGGACACCAAUUCCCUCAUCCAAGCCCUACCUUAAACAAAGUGAAAGCAGGACAGCCUAUUAGAUGUUUGAGAUUUGGAGCAAGUUCCGGACUUGGUGUUCUGACGCGGAAAAGCGGCCAGAUUACAAUGCAUUGUACAUCCCAUGGGAUGAAUCAAGGUUUCACAAAAAAACGUGUCAUGAAAGGCCGACUUGUUAUCAGUGACAUUAAAGACGUCAAUUUCUGUUAGCGUGGUGAUUCUGGAUCGGAAGUGUUUGUCAUGACCCUUACCCUACAUACUACCCGGACACGUGACUGUAGAUAGCAAUUGAGUUUAUCAACAGCAAACUUAUCGUUAAACCAAUUGGAAACAUUAUCGGGAAACUCAAAUCCGAUCAUGUAAAGGCGCUCGUGCUUAAAACGCUUACAAUGUGUACAUAACGAAACAGACGAUAUGGCAUUCACAGUGUAUUACAUGUAUGCUAAUGCUGCCUUGUUUAGAAAAACGAGCUAUUUCUCAACAUUUUUAAUUUAUCUAUGUGAUGAUGCAAUCUAUUUUAUAUAUAAUAAUUUGUUGGUCUAUGGUGUCUGAACAAUAGUAAGGAUUUCAUUUCAAUGAUAAAUUUAUGUCUCUGUACAUAGAUGAUGUUU